Molecule: messenger RNA, 1071 nt
Organism: Aphidius gifuensis
Lineage: Eukaryota; Metazoa; Arthropoda; Insecta; Hymenoptera; Braconidae
Exons: 7
Coding region: 1-1071 (356 amino acids)
Molecular function (GO): protein binding
Source: RefSeq, a predicted model, not a curated record
AUGAGUCUUACAAGAUUACGUAAAUGUAAAAUAAUACGCAAGUGGAAAAAAGGAUGUAUAAAAAAAUCAAAGGAUACAAGUGACAUUUCAAUACGUGCCUUCAACAAAGAGGAUAAUGAGGCAUACUAUCAGCUUCAUAAUGAUGAUGGUAAAAAUACGACAAUUGACUUUGGUAAUUAUCAUUGCCUGGCUGAAAUAUCAAUGUAUCUGCCAGCAUGUAAAAGACCAAAAAUUGCUUUAGUUUUCAAGAAAUGGAAAAAUGGAUGUGUAAAAAAAUCUAAAUUGACAAGUCGAAAUUCAACACGUGCCUUCAAGAAAAAAAAUAAUAAGAUAUACUAUCAGUAUUAUAAUGAUGACGCCAAAAAUACGACGAUUGAUUUUGUUAAUGAUGAUUGCCUGGCUAAAAUAUUCACGUAUCUGUCAGUAUGUGAAAGACCAAAAAUUGCUUUAGUUUGCAAGAAAUGGAGACAAGCUUUUAAUUAUUCUUGGCAGAAUAUAAAAAAACUUGAACUAAUCCAUUGGGAAUAUAAUGAGUGUCCAAGUUAUUUAAAAAAAUAUCCAGAACUUUAUGGACAAGUAUGGUUUUUAAGAUCGCUGCUUAAAAAGUGUGGUCGUUAUUUAACAGAAUUAGAUUUGACAGCCCAUGGUAAUGAUGGCAUAGUGCCAGUUAUAAAUGAAUUUUGUCCAAACCUGGUAAAACUUCGUUUAAGAUUCAAGAAGGUAUUAUUUGGAGAAUCUCUAAUUAAUGCAUUUUCACGUCUAUCUAAAUUAAAAGUAUUAAAAAUUAUAUUUCAACAUGUUGAUAAUAAUACAUAUUUCUCUGAUACAUUAGUUAAUACAUUGAGAAGCGUUGCUGGUACAUUAACUGAACUGACUUUGUCAAAUUGGAACGAAAAAAAUUUUCUUAAAAGCUUGAGACUUCCAAAAUCAUUCAUUCAUGUCAUUCCUGAACUGAAAGCCUUGAAAUCAAUUGAAACUGCUGGUAUAUUUAUUGAUAUUGAUUUAUCCAUGCAUCUGGAAAAGUUUGGAAUAUUAGUCAUCAGUCAUGAUAGAUUACCAAGUUACAGAUGA